AUGUUCUCAGCGCGAUUGAAAUGUGUACAAAAACUAGCAAGGAGCUUUAGACCUCAAUUACGUGCGCCGAUUAUCUCAAAUACCCCUAAAAUCCCUUCAACACGGCUUGCAUCCACUUUGGUGGCGUAUCCAGAUCCCAAGUACAUCCAAGCAGAGAAGGACGAUGGACUCGAUGUAGAAGUACUUCCUGUUGAUCAUAUGAAGUUGACGAUAACAGAUUCAGCUAGCGAUCAAUUGAAGCGAAUAUCCGAUAAGGAAGGGAAUAAAACUUUGGCGUUAAGAGUGGCCAUCGAAAGCGGUGGUUGCCACGGUUACCAGUACAAAUUGGAUUUGGUGGAUAGUCACGUCGAGAGCGCAGAGAAGGAUGAUUAUAGAUUCAGCGUUACGGACGAUCCAGAUGGUCCGGGCGUAUUGGUUGAUGCCGUUUCAUUCCAACUUCUGCGCGGCUCAACGCUUGACUUCUCAACCGAACUUAUCGGUUCUUCCUUCAAGGUGCUCGACAACCCUCAAGCACAAGGCUCUGGAUGUGGAUGUGGAGUUUCUGUGUCAUUGUAA
Molecule: messenger RNA, 555 nt
Organism: Wallemia ichthyophaga EXF-994
Lineage: Eukaryota; Fungi; Basidiomycota; Wallemiomycetes; Wallemiales; Wallemiaceae
Exons: 2
Coding region: 1-555 (184 amino acids)
Biological process (GO): iron-sulfur cluster assembly
Cellular component (GO): mitochondrion
Molecular function (GO): 2 iron, 2 sulfur cluster binding; 4 iron, 4 sulfur cluster binding; iron ion binding
Source: RefSeq, a predicted model, not a curated record